AGCAUCUUCCGGGGGGCGCGCGGAGAAACGCGAGGAGGAGGACGACGGAGACAGAGACAGGAAAAGAGAGAGAAAGCGCGCGCGCCAGGGAGAGGAGACAUACUGGUUAAAGGCUACGACAAAAAGAAACAAAAAAACAUGAUGAUAAUGGAGUCAAGGCGUUGGAGGAUGUCGGAUUUACGGGAAAGGACUGUUGAAAUUUGACAGAGGGCUCGCGUCAAAGAGAGCGUUUCGUUUUUGAUUUUUCGUCUUCUUCUGAUUCAUUUGAUUUCCACACGCUUGCGUGGACGCUAGAGAAGCGAACGGCAGAGGAACAGGAGCACCCCCACGAAUGCCUCGGAAGGUAAAAACUGGCUCUACCGCUGGCGCCACAGGCACCAUCUCAUCCCCCGGAUGGUGAUAAAGGACAUCCCGAAGAAAAGCUCCGGACUGAUGGAUGAGGAGGAACAUCAGCUUUAGCCCCCCCACACCCACACCCCCACCAUCCACCUGACGAUUGGGAAAGGAAAUAAAUCCUAUUCUGAUGGAUUUUCUUUAUAUUUUUUCCUGUUCUUUUUUUGUUCUUUUUUCUUUUUUUUUGUUAAUCAUUUAUGGUGUAGCCCCAAGGAAAAACCAGCAAUGUUGAAUCACUGGUGUUGGUAAAUUAUUCAUCAGAGGUAGAAGUAGGCUAUGAUUUUCUAUUGCUUUAAUGUAGCAUUCCUUACAUUUCAUUUUUUAUUUUUGUAACAUAUUGUCCUCUGGGGGUCAUAUACAUAUUUUCAGGUCCCAUGAUUUUUUAGGCCCAUUCCAGAGAGAGAGUGAAAGAGGGAGAGAGAGAGAGAAACCCAAAGCGGGGGAAAAAUCUUAGCGCAAAGAGAGCUUUUGGAUAUUUAUGUGUCAAAUCUGUGUGGUGGGGUUUCUACAUAUUCAUAUUAUUUUCAUUGUAAGUGUAAAGAAAGACAGAUUAAAGGUCUAAAAGACGGAGGAAAACAGCAAACAUGUUGCCUUCCCAAGAAGCCUCCAAGAUUUACCAUGACAACUACAUGCGCAACUCCCGGGCCAUCGGGGUUCUGUGGGCCAUCUUCACCAUCUGCUUCGCCAUCGUUAACGUGGUGGUGUUCAUCCAGCCCUACUGGAUUGGCGACAGCGUCAAGACGCCGCACAUCGGUCACUUCGGCCUUUUUCACUACUGCGUGGGCAGCGUGCAGGCGUCCAGCCGGGACCUCACCUGCGUGGGCAGCUUCUCCGACUUCGGCUCCAUCCCGUCGGGAGCCUUCAAGGCCGCCUCGGUGUUCGUGCUCCUGUCCAUGGUGCUGAUCCUCAGCUGCAUCGCCUGCAUGGCGCUCUUCUUCUUCUGCAACACCUCCACCGUUUACAAGACCUGUGCCUGGAUGCAGCUGCUGUGCGGAGUGUGCCUGGUGCUGGGUUGCAUGAUCUUCCCUGACGGCUGGGAUGCGGAAGUGAUCCGAGAUAUGUGUGGGGAGCAUUCAGGGAAAUACUCUCUGGGUGACUGCUCAGUACGCUGGGCCUACAUGCUGGCCAUUAUGGGCAUCCUGGACGCCCUCAUCCUCUCCUUCCUGGCCUUCGUCCUGGGAAACCGGCAGACAGACUUCUAUCUGGAUGAUCUGCAGACAGACAACAAAGAUUUUGCUGUUUCGAGGAUUGAGGUACGAGACAGAAGAGAGCCUCGGUAUGGAGUGCAACGUCUUCACUGAGGGCAACAACGGCACUGAACAACUUCUGUUUAUCUUUCUCUUCUCUAUCUCUCCACCUUCUGUUCUUCUUUUCUAUCCAAUGAUCAGGAUAUCACCCAAUUUCAAUGCAGACACCGCGUGUAGAUAAAAAAAAAAUCAACUACAACAAACACGAGGAUAAACUAUAUUUUGAAAAAAAAAUACAAGGUUGUACAGUGCAUUUAACACUCAACUUUCUCAACAAAUACCUUUAUGAUGAAAAAUAUUUACUGUAUUUAAAGUCUUGAGUUUUUUUGUGUGAGAACUCCGAUCCCUAAGAUGAAGAACCAUAAUGUCCGUUUUACAGUUCUUUAUUUAAAGUGUCGCUAUUUACUGACUUUGAGUUUGUGUGGUGUGUACAUUCAAAGCAUCAAACAACAGAUAAGUGGUACUCCUCGCACAGUUACAGAGUCAAGACUCGCAAUAUACCAGAAGGUUCCAUUACUACACAUGUAAAAAAAAAAAAAAAAAAAUCUACAGGGACUCAUAUGGCUCUUCAUCUGAGGACUUUUAAAUGUGAAGAAUUUAAAGGAGUACCCCAUUGCAGCUUUACAGAAUUUAACAUCUCUGGGAGAUUCUCUACUGUACAUACUAAACAAUGUAAAUAACAUAACUGCUGACGCGAACAGCCGACGACAAAACCUCAUCUGACUCCGAUGCAUUCGAGUAUAGUAUUUCUACCCUCCGUUUCAGUGUUCCUCGUGCUGGAAGGGCAUCUGAGUAUACAGUCGGAUUUGCUGUGCUCCUGCAAUUCCCCACUACUGAUUUAGUGGGAUCACACAGAUGGGAAUAACACAGAUAUCAUAGCUGGAAGAUCCACAGAGAAGCAGAGCACCGUGACUUGGAAUAAUUGUGUUUGAUCACCUUUUCUUUUCUUUUUUUUUUUUGAGGGGGAAAGAAAGAGACACUUCUCCUGCGUCAACAUGGCCUCAAAAGAAGCUGCUUAUUGUAGAUUUCCACCCUCUAGUAUGUUGUAGAUUUUACCGUUGACUUUAGCUGCAGCUGUCAUGUAGAAAAACGUUUUAUUUGUGUUUCACUUGUUUGUGCCAUCUCACAACCCCCCUCUCUUCAGUGUGCAGUUUACUCCAGUUUACGGUUCCAGCAUACAGUGAUCAGUUUACGCUACAGAUGUCUUAAGACUGUGUGCAUUUGACUGCUAGUGCUGGCCCCUAGUGCUGCGUGAAGGUGAUGUCACAUAUGCCUCUUUAAAACAGAAAAUUCCAGGUGGGACAACCAUCUGCUAUAAAACAAGUUUAAAAUUUAAGUAACAAAAAAAGCUAGUGCGACAAAAAGACAAGGGUAGACACUUCCUGAAAUACAAGCAUUUUUAACACUUCAGUGUAGUUCUUCAUGAAUAAGGAAAAAAGGUGAAUGAGUGAAUGUGCUAAACUUGAUUUAAAAUUGUAAUGCAAUUACUUAAGCGAUAGCUUGGAUUUAUUUUAAGUGAAGUGCUGUGAAGUAAUCAGUUAUAUACUUAAAGUAAAAAAAAUAAUGUUUAUUUGAAUAUUUCUUUAUUGUAGAAAUGCUUCUAGGCCAUAGAUUCCUUUAAUCUAAUUAAUUUCCCCCUUAAAUUGUUCCAUAUUUGGAAAGAAAAGGCAUUUUAUGGCUGAGCAUCAGAGCUCUAUAUGUGGGUUACGCCAUGAAAAACUAGCCAAAUCCGUCAUGCUAAGGGCAUAAAGAUUAUUUUGCUACUGCCUGCAGUUCAGCAUCCAUGAAUGCAUUGAAAAACUGAAGUCUGAAUAAAGGGACAUACAGUGUAUUUGUAGCUUACCAAUUUAAAACAAAGACCUCAACAACAACAAUAGUCUUGUAAGUCCUUGUUGAGCUGGACGCCAGCUUGGUCAGACACUGCUGAGGGAUUGCAUCCGAUUCCUCAACUAGCCAUUGUUACCAGUCAGCCAGUGUGGUUGUAUUGGUCACCCUGGCAUUAACGGGACGCCCUGGCUGAUCCUACAGGUGCUUGCACUGCUGGCAGACCAUUACGUCCUCUCCACUCCCAGAUUCUAGAGGUAUUUUCUGAUAAAGCUGCCUCUGGAGUAGCCUGGUAAAAACCAGCAAAACCAGCCCCUUGUUCUACCCUUCAGCUCCUUCAGAGGGUCUGAACUCUCAUCUGUUGAGAAACGAUUGUUUCCUGGAAGCUAUGGACUCUGUUGAAGUUUUAAUUUUACCCAACUGCUAAUGUUUGGCUGUGACAUGUGUAAUGUGCCAGUUCUACGCUAUGAAGCUUACCGGAAAUUACUUGCUCUGUAACCAACCGUUCUCCACUGUGAAGAGAGAAAUGCCGUACUGUUAAUGCUAAUUCAAUAUUUGGAUUAGGAUUAGUUAGUUAGUUGCUAAAGCUACAGCCAGACUACAAUUCUAAAACAGCACAGAAAAUCAAUGUUAUCAUUCACAACUUCUUCGCUGUUUGGCCUGGCAGAAAAUCUACUGGAGCUGUAAGCGAGAUCUGAAUUUAGCAGAAUAGCGCAAGAAAGGAAUGACUGGGAUAACUCUGGAGGAAAGCAUUGACAUUUUGGAAGACAGAAUUUGAUCCCUGAGAUUGGAGAUUUUCACUGGUUUUUAAAUAGCAUUUUGAUAUCCCUCUUCUCUGAGAUUACCUUUAACGAUGACGAGCCUUGGUUUUCCAGUGAAGGUCAUGCUGCCCUACACCAUAACACUGCCUCCAUCAGAAACAGAUUGGCUUUGGUAGCAUAGAGAACAUUAUCAUGAGUGUGACGCAGGUACUCAACUAUACAACAGUUUAGGGGAAAAACACAUACUUAGCAAUAUAAGAUUCAACGCCAAGAAGCAUUAUUAAAAAAAACAAAACAAUGAUCAAACAUAAAUCUUCUUAGUAGCUAACAUGUUUAGUCCAUUACCUGUUGUAGACAUUACGUUCUAUCGCAAAUAGUUCUUAGAGAAAUGAAGAACUUAUCUGAGCCACUGAAGGCUUGCAGCUAGCCUGGCAGAUUAACCUAAGAUAACUUUAACCAUUAAAAACAACAAAACAAAUUAGUGGGAUGCAAAGCUGCAAUAGAGGACAUUAAAUGAUACAGUUUCACGAGGUACCAUUCUCAUUUUUUUUCACCUAAGCAAUGUGUUUCUGCACUAACGUUACAUUGGUUGAGGUCAUUGGAUGAGACAAUCGGACUUGUCAACUCUUUUAACAGGGUCAUUUCAGCAACUUUAUCAAAAAAUGUGGUUCUUGACUUACAGGUUUAAAAGUGAUUUGGAAAUGAUCCCAUUGAGAUGGAUACUUUGCCAAAGUAACUUUAGCACAGCCAGAGAUGUUGUUUGGCUACGAAACAAGAAAUAAACAUUACUGACUUCUGAAUAUGUACCAGUUAAUAUCUUCUAAUGUAGCACCAUAUCACAUGGUAUUAAGAUUUUCAGGUUGAGGUUUUUUAUUUAUUUUAUUUCUAAAAUUAGCUAGAGUGGGUGAAGACCUUUCUCAACAGCUGUUGGCUUUCCACUGCUAACUGCUGUUAUAUGACAUCUAAGGUAACAAACUGAUAACUUACAGAAGCUCACAGAUUCAAGCUAUCGCCUCAUGGGGGAAAAAUACAUUUUAACACAACAUUUAGGCAAAUGCUGAUAAAUUAGCUCAUUUUAAACAUUUUGCAUCAAGUCCUGUUGUUCUCCCAUAAUCUUUAUUUAUGAACAUUAGUGAAACACAAGAUGGUAUUAAAGUGACAAAGUAAAAAUUCCACUCCCUCAUUUUUAAACUUUUUACUUAAUGAUCAUUUUUCAACACUCCAAUUUUUUCCAAGUUAUUUAGAUUCAGAAAACCUGCUAGAAAUGAUUCAUUUUCAGCUCAUCAGGGCAAGUGUUUGUGAGAACAACACAUUAAAUGCUACCUAUGCUUCCAUUAAUAAACAUGUCACCCACAAUAGCAGUGUGAACUUCAAACUGUGGAGGCUAUGAUGCCAGAACAGAGCUGAAGAGGCAAAUCCAAAUAAACUGUUUUAACUUUCCUAAAAGAGUGUUAGCUUCUCACAUGACAUUGGAAAUAAAGUAGGAAAUAUUCAAAAUGGUUUUGAACACAAAAUAUCAUCUUAGAGUGUGUCAAACCGGCUGCAGGUUUUAUGUAGUGCAUGGUUAUAACAUUUCUACCUUAAGAGAAAUUUCCAGAUUUUUAUCUUUAGUUUUGCAUUUGGCUGUGAACUUAAAGCUUUAAAAAAUCUUUGAUGUGAAUGUGUGCUUACCUUCCUGUUAGUAACAGUCAUGAGCUGGAAUGAGACCCUCAUGGUAUUUGAACCUUGAAGAAAAAAAAAAGCCAUGCAUUACACAUAAUUGAAAAAUAAUGUAGCUUUUAUUUACCGCAGAAACAAUUUAUUCUACCAUUCUUUAAAAAAAAAACAAAAACUAAUUGAUUAUUAAAGUUAGAAUAAUUAUCCAUUACUUUUAUUCAUUAUUUUGAAUGUGAUUAUUCAAUAACAUAUUAUUCAUUUUGACGUUCUGCUCUUUAUAGAAGAAUAUAAAUGCAAAAAGCUGAUAUUACCUGGUUAUUUAGUAAGGAUAUCAAACUGGAUAGAGACAUAAAAGAUAUUCAAAUCAUAGCUCACUAACUGAAGUUUAAAACAGAUUAAUAGGACUGACUGGAGAAACUCCGUUAGGUUCAAGCUGUACGAACUGGCAACAUUUCUAAACAACCAGGUCUGUCUUUUCUGUUGUUACAAAGGCAACGUGUACUGGGCUUUCUUUGGCUCAGGAGUGUGCAGCAACAGGUGGGGAAGGGGGAGUGUUGUGCAAUUCUAUUCUCCAUACAGCCAGACUAAACUUACAUCAGUCUGGUAGUUUCUCAGCCUUAAACUUUUAACACCAGUGUAAUGAAACAUGUUAGUAGUUUGUGAAACUGGUUAAUCCCAAAUCCCAGGUUGGUUCUCUUGCUGAAUCAGCAAUUGAUGUGGUUUCAAAUGUUGAACUUUUCUGAAAUCUAGAAUAUAUGUUGAACUUAAGGAAUACAAGCAAAUGGCGUUUUGUUUUGUUUUUUGUUUGUUUGUUUGUUUUUUUACUUUCAUGUUUUUCAGAAAGUCCAUUUGAUGGGAAUAUUGAUUCUUUAGAACCUUUGAGCUCAUUGGUCUGGAAUUUGCUAAAAAAAAAAAAAAAAUCCCCAAAGACCUGCAGACCACACACUGUCCUCUGGGAUAACUGCCAGAUAUUUCCUGCGUUAUCCAUGUAGCUGUGACAUUAAACUAGUUGUUACCCUCACUAAUAGAUGUGAACAUAAACAUGAUUCCACAUCCUGGUCCAGAGAAUUGAUGGGUUCCGAAUGAUCAGUUUACACAAGAACAAAGGAGGUAUGGUAGUUUGUUAGUGUUCAUCAAAUUAAUUUGUUGUAAUUUGAACAUUUUACAUUACUAACUGCCACUAAGAGCAUUGUUUUCUUUUGUCAAAGAUCAAUUACUGUACCUGCUGGCCAAAUGAUGGGUUCUUUAUGCUUUAGCUGCUUCACAUUUCUCUGCUGUUUGCUGUGGUUCUGGUGACUAGCAGGAUUCUGCCAUGACAAACUGCGGUUGCACAAUAUGACAAAGCAGUCUGCUGUAAUCCAGGGCACCAUGGGGGAUUUUUAUCCCUCUCAGAGGAACCCUUCAGGCUGACACACUGUAACUGAAACUCCCAAAGCUUGGCUUAAGUCAUGACAGGAAUAAAAUUAGCUGUAUGCAUGGAUAAUUGUUUUAUAUGAGAAACUGACUUGCUGUGCCCAAGUAAAGAAAAGGUACAAUCACACCAUAAACCCUCCUAAGUAGAUAAAUGAAUUUCACCGAGCUGUCAAAUAUUGACCUGAUGGUUUACACAUUGGGCCAAAUCACAAACAGAGAGCAGCCUCCAUAAACUAUCCUUUUACUGUUAUAACUAACUUUAAUCAAUGUCAUGAGUUGUUAAGAAAGCAUUCUUUAUUGUUUUUUUCAGUAAGGUUUUGAAGGGUGUGUAUGAGCAGUCAAUGUCUCACUGGCAGUAGAUAGUGGUUUGAGAAAAUCACGAUUGGAGAAUAUUUGCAGACUUCCCAAAAACUGCAACAUCAGUGAAAAUGUUUAGAAUAAACCACUCAACAUUUCAGAGUUAUUAGCUUAGUGCCACUCAGUUAAGUAUUGGAAUAGCAGUCAUCUUAUUUAGCCAAAAGCAAAAGCAAAAAAAAAACAACAAAAAAAAAACACCUUUUUCUUUUCAAAGAUGGUGUAAUCUAGAGGUGUGAAGGUGUUUAAUAAACUACUCCAAAAUGUUUGGAGUGGGCUUAGUGUCAUUCAGCUAAGUAAAUAGGAAAUUACUUUGCGGUUGGCUUGGCUAGCCCAAAAAAAAAAAGUUCCAAUUUUCUUUUCAAAGGUGGCCCUAAUCCUCUUCUGUACUUAGAGGUGUGAAGGUGCUUAAUAAACCAAAAACAGGGAGUUAGUUACUUGCAUAAACUUGCAUUAAUUUCCUGCUCAACAUCCCGUCAUGAGACUGACCACUCUGACCACUGUCUACUCCAGUUAAGACGUCUAAAAACUGUAGUUCAUACAUUCACUGUGGGGAAAGUCCAAAACUCAGAUUUUUCUCUCAUGAAGAAUUUCAACCAACCUUUAAAAGUUGACUAAUUUAUAAAUGAAAGACAAGAUGCCUACCGACUGAACCAACUGGUUAUCGUUUCACUUGGUUCAUUUGCAGUGGAUUCCAGUGCAUUCCUUUACUAUACAUAGAUUAAGCAGAUAGCUAGAUGUACAGUGUCUUUUUAGAAUGGUAGCUAGCUAAUUCUCAGGAAGCUGUGUACUAAGUACUGUAUUAAAGGCUCAUUAUGGAAAUUACAAACAAAACAAGUCAAAAAUAAGAGUGACUUGAUGAGGUCAUCAUUUAAAUGAUGAGCUGCUUCGCUCUGGCUCUUUUGAUGAAGUGUAGACUAGAUUAGCACUGAUGAUGUUUUUCUUUCUGGGCCUUUAAGACAAUAUGAUAACAGCCCUUAUGCUGAAUCUAAUGAUGCUGUCUAUGGAGGCUCUGCACAGACCCCUGGCCUGUCUAUCCACUGUCGUAGUGUAAAAGUGCUGGGCCCUCAUUCAAGAGACAUUUAUUUCUGUUUUACCUUGAAUUAUCUGUGCAAACAUUAAAAAAAAAAAAAAAAAAACAUUUGCAGUGAAACUCAACAGUUUGGUAAAGAAGAAUACUCAUACUUGCUUUUGAUGUUUGUUUAGUUAUCUGAGCAGAAUUUGUUUACUGUUCCAUACAAAGAGCUGCGUUAAGCAGUCAGUCAUGUUUCUCACACAUUGUAGCGUGCAUCUGUCAUUUGUUUUGGGAGGGGUUUUUUUCACAGGCCCAGGACAUAAUUUCAUAACACAUUAACAGUUAGAAUAUAAAGAAAACAUAGCCCUGAGGCCUAAGUGGUCAUGUGAGGCUUACAAGAAUCAGUACCUGUACGAUCGUCAUUCUGGUCUUUUUUCUGGGUACUUUGGUUCCUGAGGACUUGACAAUGAACCUAUGGAAAAAAAAAAGAACCUUAAAAAGGAACUGAAAAUACCUUAACCCUGAUGAGCACAUAUUUGUACCACUCCAGGUGCCUCUAAGAACUCUUGAAUUAAUUCUGAUGUGGUGCAGAACCAGCAAAACAAGUAGUGACACGGUAGUUUUUUUUCUACUACUGACUACUCACUCAGACUGAGCUCUGAAACUAGAUGGGUCAUUUGUAGAUUUGAGGUCAAUUCAGUUUCAAACCAUGAAAUUAAGACGAAGUUGAAUUAAUUACCUUACUUUGUGGAGACAUUUUGAUUUAUAAAACAUAGGAGUAAGAAACAUAUAUUUUUAUUUUCAAUUUUCAAUUGGACUCCAAAGCUGAAUUCGCCUCAGUCUAGAACUGUGGGAUCAUUUAACGAUGUGAAAAAGAUUGAAAGGGUGUUAAGAGUCAGUGAGAAGUCAUUUCUGAUUUCUAGCUACAAACGAAAUGUUUGUGGAUUAUGUAAAUGUCAUGGACAUGUCAAUGAUGUAUCAUCUUUUUAUCAUGCAAUAUCAUAUAUAAAGAUGUAUUGUGUGGGGCGGGACAGAUUGGGAACAAAAAAAAAAAAGAAUAAUGUUCAGUGACUUAUGUUAUUCUAGUUGACUUUCUGUUAACUCCUGAAAUGCAGAUGUUGCCAAAAUA
Molecule: messenger RNA, 9792 nt
Organism: Poecilia latipinna (sailfin molly)
Lineage: Eukaryota; Metazoa; Chordata; Actinopteri; Cyprinodontiformes; Poeciliidae
Gene: lhfpl4a
Product: LHFPL tetraspan subfamily member 4a
Exons: 4
Coding region: 978-1694 (238 amino acids)
Biological process (GO): sensory perception of sound; gamma-aminobutyric acid receptor clustering
Cellular component (GO): postsynaptic membrane; plasma membrane; inhibitory synapse
Molecular function (GO): GABA receptor binding
Source: RefSeq, a predicted model, not a curated record